Molecule: messenger RNA, 1086 nt
Organism: Corylus avellana
Lineage: Eukaryota; Viridiplantae; Streptophyta; Magnoliopsida; Fagales; Betulaceae
Source: RefSeq, a predicted model, not a curated record
AUGGUGAUAGGGCAAAGCCAAGGGCGUGGCCGAGUCCAAGGCCGUGGUCAACUCCGAGGUCAAGGCCGAGGCCUGUGUCAUGUUGAGGAUCGUGAUAGGCCGACUUUCGUUGAUGUUGAUGACAAUAUGGACAUGCCAUCACCGGUGACCCUCGAUUCGGCGGAGGGCCAUGGCCAUUCUUCCCAUAAGCGAUCUAAUGACAUACCCUCAUCGGGAGUCGCACCCACCGUAAGCUCUAUCACGUCUGUUAGACGGCCAAGGGGUCAGAACAAGAAUUCCAAGGUUAAUGAUACGAUAGAUAAGGAUGGUCCGCUCACUUUGGAAUUCAAGGAUGACUAUGUCGUACCUGUGGGCGACAAUGCCGGGGCAUGGUCGAGGAUAAUUUCUAAGAUUGUCCUCAAUCAUUGCGACCUCCAUUAUCAGAGUUGGACCAUGGUCCCAGAUGAAAUGGGUAAGUUCGUUUUGGAUAUGGAGCUUCAGAAGCACAAGGAUGCCUUAAAGCAUCAACUAGGUAAGGCUUAUAAUAGGACACGCUCCGCAUUGCACCUCAAGAAUUACAAAAUUUAUUUCAAAAAUGUGGAGAGCGAUGAUUCAGUAGCGGUGGCCAAUGCUCAAGCCGAGGCGAGGGCCAAUGUUCCAACUGGUAUUUCUCCGGAACAAUGGCCUGCUAUAUGUGAUUCAUUCGAAGUUGAUACGUGGAAGAAAAAAUCUGAGCGAAAUAAGAAAAACAGAGCUAAGAUGGAAACAAAUUAUACCGCUGGCAGCACGACGUUCGUCAAUAUCAUUCACAAGAAGGCAAAGAAAACGAAUGCCGCACCCAAUCCCAUAGAAAUAUACAAGGUCACGCACACUAACAAGGAUGGGAAAUUUGUGAGUGACUACGCUGAGAGUAAAUAUAAUGAAAUGGAAUCAAUAGCAGCAAACUUCGACAACACUAAUGCCAGCCAAGAAGACAUUGUCUUAAAGGUGCUAGGUGGACACCGCUCAGGACAUGUCAGAGGAAAAGGUUGUGGUGCCAUACCUACCAAGUCAAAUUCCUCAUCAGCAUGCAACCAACAAAACCAUGAUGAAUGCUUAGCUAAAUAG